Helicoverpa zea (corn earworm) is the source of this 1780-nucleotide messenger RNA. Its product is annotated as facilitated trehalose transporter Tret1-like. The record is from RefSeq and is a predicted model, not a curated record. Gene Ontology annotation, molecular function: transmembrane transporter activity. NCBI's taxonomy places the organism in Eukaryota, Metazoa, Arthropoda, Insecta, Lepidoptera, Noctuidae. Gene Ontology annotation, biological process: transmembrane transport. Gene Ontology annotation, cellular component: membrane. The transcript is spliced from 8 exons. Bases 47 to 1528 code for a protein of 493 amino acids.
GAUCGCUGCUGGCAGUUCGUGCAAAGCCUUCGUCGUGCUAGGCUGUAUGCGUUCCAGACCUGUGUCAAACAGUGUGUUUUUUAAAAUGAAUUUCUUAAUUACGAGAAUAACAUGGAUGAAUGGGACGAGGAUAAAUCAAUAUUUUUUCGCUACAAUUAUAACCAUACCGCUGCUAAGCUUCGGCAUGGUACAAGGCUGGUUGUCCCCCAUGAUAUCAGUCCUACAAUCAGCCGACGGGCCGUCUCCGGAGCCCUACACCAGUUCAGACAUAUCCUGGAUGGCUUCAGUCACGUAUAUCACGGCCAUCAUCUUCGGAGCUCCCAUGGGGUAUCUUACUGACCGGUUUGGGAGGAAACUUAUGACGCUCGUCACUACCCUGUCUUUAAUUAUCUACUGGCAGAUUAAACUUCUGUGCCUGGAACCAUGGGCCCUGAUCUUGGCUCGUGCAGUCGCUGGCAUACCCUGCUCAUCCUGCUACAUAGUCCUGCCUAUCUACUUGAAAGAGAUCAGCGAUAUUGACCUGAGAGGAGCCUUAGGAUCCCUGCUGAUUUUGAAUAGAAACAUCGGCUAUUUAAUGAGCUACAUCUGCGCAGACGUGCUGAGCGUGAACACCAUGCUGUGGCUGGGCCUGCUGGUGCCCACCGUCACGUUCUUCAUCUUCCUCGCCAUGCCGGAGACUCCUGAGUACCUUGUGAAGCAGGGGAAAGUUGAUGAAGCAAAGACCGUGCUAGCAUGGCUUCGAGGAGUGAAUGUAGUGGACCGAGGAGUGGAACAGGAUAUCGAGAGCAUCGUCAGGGUUGAGAAGCAAACGCAGGCCGACUCGCAGUCCGUUUGGAAGAUAAUCAUGCAAGACAAGCCAACAUUCAAGGCCUUUAUCAUCACCCUGAUCAUCAAAAUCACCCAGCAGUUCGACGGCUACCUGAUAGUGCUGAUCUUCGCUGGUGUGGUCUUCGAGAGGGCCUCAGAGUCCAUCAGCCUCAAGCUGAGUCCCAACAAGCAGGUCAUGAUGAUAGGCGUCGUACAGUUGCUGGGGUCUAUCGUCGCUACUUGCAUUGUUGAGAAGACUGGUAGAAAGCUUCUCCUAGUAACAACAUCAUUCGCAGUGGGCGUGGGUAUGCUGAUCCUGUCAGCUUGGUUCUACAUGACGUCCUCAGGCAUGUGGCUGCCGGGCUGGCUGCCGGUCCUCGCCAUGUGUAUGUGCAUAUUCGCUGAUGCUGCAGGGUUCCAGCCUAUAUCGUAUAUUAUUAUUACGGAUCUGUUUACAUUCCAGCUCCGCGGCACAGUAUCAGCAUUCGCGAACGUCUGCGCGAAAAUGAGCAACUUCGUUCAAACGAAAUGGUUCACCAUCCUCUGCGAACUCAUAGGCAUCCACUGGACCUUCCUAUUCUUCGCUGCCGUCUGCUUUAUAGCUUGCUUCUACAGUGUCAUAUACUUCCCUGAGACCAGGCAGAAGACCAUUGAUGAAAUAUACUCGAAGCUCUCAGGUAAGGCAAAGAAGGAUGAUAGUAGGAUUGAAUCAGUUCCUUAAUAGUAGCUUUAGAUGUGUCUUGUAGCUUUGCCUUUGGUUUUCCUAAAACAGCUCAGUAGACUGUAGUUGUUUUUAUAUGCAGAUAGGAAGAAAAUUGAGAAAGGGAUAUGUAGUUAUAGUCUUGUGAAAAAUUCCUUUCUCUAGCUCGUCUGCAUCAAUAUUUGUGUCAUAAUAAGAUUGCAUUAUGACAAUACUUCCAAAAUGCCAAAUUUUCUGAUUGCGUGUUUUAUCGAUAUUUCUGAUAAUCGAUAU